CGGGAUUGGAGCGAGUCAUUUCCGAGAGCGCAGCGCGCCUCUCCCCGGCCGGGCGGACACUUGGUUCAUUCCAGCCGCAGAAGCUCAGGGCUCCCGCGUACCGGGAUUUUUUUUCCCCCUCCCGGAGCAGGAAGAAAAAAAAAAGCUACAGAGCUCUCCUGACCUCCUUUCUCCUCCGCGGCGAGCGAAGCCUCUCCCUCGGGCUGCCGGCCGCGCUAUGCCGCGCUCGCGGGGACCGGAGCAAGGAUGUUGCGGCUGCCCGGCAGGGAGGGCUCGCGGCGAAAUCGGGAUUUGGGCGCUUGUGCCGGGCACCGGUAGUCGCUGGGGCCGCCCGCCUCCACCACCGCCGCCGCCGCCGCCGCCGCCACCACUGCUGCUGCUGCUGGGCUGGGGGCUGCUCAGUGCCUCGGCUGCCGCGGGCCAGAACUGCACAUUUCAUCUUCAGGGUCCCAAUGGCACAGUGGAGAGCCCCGGGUUCCCUUACGGCUACCCCAAUUAUGCCAACUGCACAUGGACCAUCACCGCGGAGGACCAGCACAGGAUCCAGCUCGUGUUCCAGUCCUUCGCCCUAGAAGAGGACUUUGAUGUCCUAUCAGUGUUUGAUGGCCCACCGCAGGCAGAGAACCUUCGAACAAGGCUCACCGGCUUUCAGCUCCCGGCCACCAUAGUCAGUGCUGCCAGCACCUUGUCCCUGAGCCUCAUCAGCGACUAUGCAGUCAGUGCCCAGGGCUUCCGUGCCAGCUAUGAAGUUCUCCCGAGUCACACUUGUGGGAACCCAGGGAGGCUGCCGAAUGGUAUCCAGCAAGGCUCCACCUUCAACCUGGGCGACAAGGUCCGCUACAGCUGCAACCCCGGCUUCUUCCUGGAAGGCCACGCGGUGCUCACCUGCCAUGCCAGCUCCGAGAACAGUGCCACGUGGGAUUUUCCUCUGCCUUCCUGCAGAGCGGAUGACGCCUGUGGCGGGACCCUGCGCGGCCAGAGUGGCAUCAUCUCCAGCCCCCACUUUCCUGCUGAGUAUCACAACAAUGCGGACUGCACAUGGACUAUCCUGGCUGAGCUUGGGGACACAAUCGCCCUGGUGUUUAUUGACUUCCAGUUAGAGGAUGGAUAUGACUUCCUGGAGGUCACAGGGACCGAAGGCUCCUCUCUCUGGUUUACCGGAGCCAGCCUCCCAGCGCCUGUCAUCAGCAGCAAGAACUGGCUGCGGCUACACUUCACAUCAGAUGGUAACCACCGGCAGCGUGGCUUCAGCGCCCAGUACCAAGUCAAGAAGCAGAUUGAGCUGAAGUCUCGAGGCGUGAAGCUGAUGCCCAGCAAGGACAAUAACCAGAAGACGUCAGUGUUAACUCAGGUUGGUGUGUCCCAAGGACAUAAUAUGUGUCCAGAUCCCGGCAUACCUGAAAGGGGAAAAAGACUAGGCUCAGACUUCAGGUUAGGAUCCAGCGUCCAGUUCACCUGCAGCGAGGGCUAUGACCUACAAGGGUCCAAGCGGAUCACCUGCAUGAAAGUGAGCGACAUGUUUGCAGCUUGGAGUGACCACAGGCCGGUCUGCCGAGGGCUCACUGAGGUGCUGUCACCUGCCCCACUAGGAAAAAAGAAGAGGCACGUUGCUCACUCCCUCAGACCUGAACAGCCACCAGCCCGCAUGUGUGAUGCCCACCUCCGAGGUCCCUCGGGCAUCAUCACUUCCCCCAACUUCCCCAUUCAGUAUGACAACAACGCACACUGUGUGUGGAUCAUCACGGCACUCAACCCCGCCAAGGUGAUCAAGCUGGCCUUUGAAGAGUUCGAUCUGGAGAGGGGCUAUGACACCCUGACAGUUGGGGACGGUGGGCAGGAUGGGGACCAGAAGACGGUCCUCUACAUCCUGACAGGUACCUCGGUCCCAGACCUCAUCGUCAGCACUCAUCAUCAAAUGUGGCUCCUCUUCCAGAGUGACAGCAGUGGCAGUUCCCUGGGAUUCAAGGCCUCCUAUGAAGAGAUCGAGCAGGGCAGUUGCGGAGACCCCGGCAUACCUGCCUAUGGCCAGAGAGAAGGCUCUCGCUUUCGCCACGGUGACACCCUCAAGUUUGAAUGCCAGCCUGCCUUUGAGCUGGUGGGGCAGAAAUCAAUCACGUGCCAAAAGAAUAACCAGUGGUCGGCUAAGAAGCCAGGCUGUGUGUUUUCCUGCUUCUUCAACUUCACCAGUCCCUCUGGGAUCGUCCUGUCUCCCAACUACCCUGAAGACUAUGGAAAUCAUCUUCACUGUGUCUGGCUUAUCCUGGCCCGGCCCGAGAGCCGCAUCCACCUGGCCUUCAAUGACAUUGACGUGGAGCCUCAGUUUGAUUUCCUGGUCAUUAAAGACGGAGCCACUGCUGAGGCCCCGGUCCUUGGUACCUUCUCGGGAAAUCAGCUCCCUUCCUCCAUAACCAGCAGUGGCCAUGUGGCCCGUCUAGAGUUCCAGACUGACCACUCCACAGGGAAGAGGGGCUUCAACAUCACCUUUACCACCUUCCGACAUAACGAGUGUCCGGAUCCUGGCGUUCCAGUUAACGGCAAGCGGUUUGGUGACAGCCUGCAGCUAGGCAGCUCCAUCUCCUUCCUAUGCGACGAAGGUUUCCUCGGGACGCAGGGCUCUGAGACCAUCACCUGUGUUCUGAAGGAGGGCAGCGUGGUGUGGAACAGCGCCGUGCUUCGUUGUGAAGCUCCCUGUGGCGGUCACCUGACUUCGCCCAGCGGGACCAUCCUAUCUCCAGGCUGGCCUGGCUUCUACAAGGAUGCCCUGAGCUGCGCCUGGGUGAUUGAAGCGCAGCCUGGAUACCCCAUCAAGAUUACAUUCGACAGGUUUAAAACCGAGGUCAAUUAUGACACCCUGGAAGUACGAGAUGGACGGACAUACUCAGCGCCUUUGAUCGGCGUUUACCAUGGGACCCAGGUGCCCCAGUUCCUCAUCAGCACCAGUAACUGCCUCUACCUCCUCUUCUCCACUGACAAGAGUCACUCGGACAUCGGCUUCCAGCUCCGCUAUGAGACUAUUACAUUGCAGUCAGAUCACUGUCUGGACCCAGGCAUCCCCGUCAACGGGCAGCGUCAUGGAAACGACUUCUAUGUGGGUGCUCUGGUGACCUUCAGUUGUGACUCGGGCUACACGUUAAGCGAUGGGGAGCCCCUGGAGUGUGAGCCAAAUUUCCAGUGGAGUCGUGCCCUUCCCAGCUGUGAAGCUCUCUGUGGUGGCUUCAUCCAAGGCUCCAGUGGCACCAUCUUGUCGCCAGGGUUCCCUGACUUCUACCCCAACAACUUGAACUGCACCUGGGUUAUUGAGACGUCACAUGGCAAGGGUGUGUUCUUUACCUUCCAUACCUUCCACCUAGAGAGCGGCCAUGACUACCUCCUCAUCACUGAGAACGGCAGCUUCUCCCAGCCCCUGAGGCAACUGACCGGUUCGAGGCUGCCAGCGCCCAUCAGUGCCGGGCUCUAUGGCAACUUCACGGCUCAAGUCCGCUUCAUCUCUGAUUUCUCCAUGUCCUAUGAGGGAUUCAACAUCACCUUCUCAGAGUAUGACCUGGAGCCCUGUGAAGAGCCUGAGGUUCCGGCCUACAGCAUCCGAAAGGGCUUGCAGUUUGGCGUGGGUGACACCCUGACCUUUUCCUGCUUCCCCGGGUACCGUCUGGAGGGCACGGCCCGCAUCACGUGCCUGGGGGGCAGACGGCGCCUGUGGAGUUCGCCUCUGCCAAGGUGUGUUGCGGAGUGUGGGAACUCGGUCACGGGCACUCAGGGCACUCUGCUGUCCCCCAACUUUCCUGUGAACUACAAUAACAAUCACGAGUGUAUCUACUCCAUCCAGACCCAGCCAGGGAAGGGGAUUCAGCUUAAAGCCAAGGCAUUUGAACUCGCUGAAGGAGACCUCCUCAAGGUCUAUGACGGCAGUAACAACUCCGCCCGUUUGCUGGGGGUCUUCAGUCGCUCUGAGAUGUUGGGGGUGACUUUGAACAGCACAUCCAGCAGCCUGUGGCUUGACUUCAUCACCGAUGCAGAAAACACCAGCAAAGGCUUCGAACUUCAAUUCUCUAGUUUCGAGCUCAUCCGAUGUGAGGACCCAGGGACCCCACAGUUCGGCUACAAGGUUCACGAUGGAGGUCAUUUUGCAGGGAGCUCAGUGACCUUCAGCUGUGACCCUGGCUACAGUCUUCGGGGCAGCGAGGAACUGAUGUGUCUGAGUGGUGAACGCAGGACGUGGGAUCGACCGCUGCCCACCUGUGUCGCUGAGUGUGGAGGCACAGUGAGAGGAGAGGCGUCAGGGCAGGUGCUGUCGCCUGGAUACCCGGCUCCCUACGAACACAAUCUCAACUGCAUCUGGACCAUUGAGGCAGACGCCGGAUGCACCAUUGGGCUCCACUUCCUUGUGUUUGACACAGAAGAGGUCCACGACGUGCUACGCAUCUGGGACGGACCUGUGGAAAGCGGGGUUCUCCUCAAGGAGCUGAGCGGCUCGAUGCUGCCCAAGGACCUGCACAGCACCUUCAAUUCAGUCGUCCUGCAGUUCAGCACGGACUUCUUCACCAGCAAGCAAGGCUUCGCCAUUCAGUUCUCAGUGUCCACAGCAACCUCCUGCAACGACCCUGGAGUCCCACAGAAUGGGAGUCGGAGCGGCGACAGCUGGGAAGCCGGUGACACCACAGUGUUCCAGUGCGACCCGGGCUAUGCUCUGCAGGGAAGCGCAGAGAUCAGCUGUGUGAAGAUCCAGAAUAGAUUCUUCUGGCAGCCCAGCCCGCCCACGUGCAUUGCUCCUUGUGGGGGAGACCUAACUGGACCAUCAGGAGUCAUUCUGUCACCAAACUACCCAGAACCCUACCCACCAGGCAAGGAGUGUGACUGGAAAGUGACCGUCUCUCCAGACUACGUCAUCGCCCUGGUAUUUAACACAUUUAACUUGGAGCCUGGCUAUGAUUUUCUUCACAUCUACGAUGGACGGGACUCCCUCAGCCCUCUCAUAGGAAGCUUCUAUGGCUCACAGCUCCCCAGCCGCAUUGAAAGCAGCAGCAACAGCCUCUUCCUCGCCUUCCGCAGCGACGCAUCUGUGAGCAAUGCUGGCUUCGUUAUUGACUACACAGAAAACCCAAGAGAGUCAUGUUUUGACCCUGGUUCCAUCAAGAAUGGCACUCGAGUGGGUUCCGACCUGAAGCUUGGAUCUUCCAUCACCUACUACUGCCACGGGGGCUACGAGGUUGAGGGUGCCUCCACCCUGAGCUGCAUCCUGGGCCCUGAUAAGAAGCCGAUGUGGAACAACCCGAGGCCAGUCUGCACAGCUCCCUGUGGUGGACAGUAUGUUGGUUCCGAUGGAGUGGUCCUGUCUCCAAACUACCCCCAGAACUACACCAGUGGACAGACCUGUCUGUAUUUUGUCACCGUGCCUAAGGACUACGUGGUGUUUGGCCAGUUUGCCUUCUUCCAUACGGCCCUCAACGACAUAGUGGAGGUACACGAUGGCUACAGCCAGCACUCUCGGCUCCUCAGCUCACUCUCAGGCUCUCACACAGGAGAGUCGCUGCCCUUGGCCACCUCCAAUCAGGUUCUUAUUAAGUUCAGCGCCAAAGGUCAAGCAUCAGCCAAGGGCUUCCACUUCGUGUACCAAGCGGUGCCCCGAACCAGUGCCACGCAGUGCAGUUCUGUGCCAGAACCUCGCUAUGGCAAGAGGCUUGGCAGUGACUUCUCCGUGGGGGCCAUCAUUCGCUUUGAAUGCAACUCAGGCUAUGCCCUGCAGGGGUCCCCAGAGAUUGAGUGCCUCCCGGUACCUGGGGCUCUGGCUCAGUGGAAUGUCUCUGCGCCAACCUGUGUGGUGCCAUGUGGUGGCAACCUCACCGAGCGCAGGGGCACCAUCCUGUCCCCCGGUUUCCCAGAGCCAUACCUCAACAGCCUGAACUGCGUAUGGAGGAUCAUGGUCCCUGAAGGCGCUGGCAUCCAGAUCCAAGUCAUCAGUUUUGUCACAGAGCAGAACUGGGACUCUCUAGAAGUGUUUGACGGAGCAGAUAACACCGUUAACAUGCUGGGUAGUUUCUCAGGAGCAACAGUGCCCGCCCUCCUGAACAGCACCUCCAAUCAGCUCUAUCUACAUUUCUACUCUGACAUCAGCGUGUCUGCCGCUGGCUUCCACUUGGAAUACAAGACGGUGGGCUUGAGCAGUUGUCCCGAACCAGCUGUUCCCAGCAAUGGGGUGAAGACAGGAGAGCGCUACUUGGUGAAUGAUGUGGUCUCUUUCCAGUGUGAGCCGGGAUAUGCCCUCCAGGGCCACGCCCACAUCUCCUGCAUGCCCGGGACUGUGCGUAGAUGGAACUACCCGCCUCCGCUCUGCAUCGCGCAAUGCGGGGGAGCAGUGGAAGAGAUGGAAGGGGUGAUCCUGAGCCCCGGUUUCCCAGGCAACUACCCCAGUAACAUGGACUGUUCCUGGAAGAUCUCGCUGCCUGUGGGCUUUGGUGCUCACAUCCAGUUUCUGAACUUCUCCACGGAGCCCAACCACGACUUCUUAGAAAUCCGGAGCGGCCCCUCCGAGACCAGCCGCAUGAUGGGCAGGUUUAGCGGGAGUGAGCUGCCGGGCUCCCUGCUCUCCACGUCCCACGAUACCAUCGUGUAUUUCCACAGUGACCACUCCCAGAACCGGCCAGGAUUCAAGCUGGAGUACCAAGCCUACGAACUCCAAGAGUGCCCAGACCCAGAGCCUUUUGCCAACGGCAUAGUGAGGGGAGCCGGCUAUAAUGUUGGACAAUCUGUGACCUUUGAGUGCCUUCCAGGAUAUCAACUGACUGGCCAACCUGUCCUCACCUGUCAACAUGGCACCAAUCGAAACUGGGACCACCCCCUACCCAGGUGUGAAGUCCCCUGUGGUGGGAACAUCACCUCUUUCAAUGGCACCGUGUACUCACCUGGAUACCCCAGUCCCUAUUCCAGCUCCCAGGACUGUGUCUGGCAGAUCACUGUCCCCAUUGGCCAUGGCGUCCACCUCAACCUCAGCCUGCUCCAGAUAGAGCCCUUUGGAGACUACAUCACUGUCUGGGAUGGGCCACAGCAGACAUCACUGCAGCUUGGGGUCUUUACAAGGAGUCUGUCCAAGAAAAUAGCAUACAGCUCCUCUAACCAGGUCCUGCUCAAGUUCCAUCGGGACACGGCCACAGGUGGGAUCUUCGCCAUUGCCUUCACAGCUUAUCCACUCACCAAGUGUCCUCCCCCGACCAUCCUUCCCAAUGCUGAAGUGGUCACAGAGAACGAAGAAUUCAACAUAGGUGACAUCGUCCGCUACAGGUGCCUUCCAGGCUUUACCUUAGUGGGGAGUGAAAUCCUCACCUGCAAGCUGGGAACCUACCUGCAGUUCGAAGGCCCACCCCCAAUAUGUGAAGUGCACUGCCCAACCAAUGAGCUUCUGACAGACUCCACUGGUGUGAUCCUUAGCCAGAGCUAUCCCGGAAGCUACCCACAGUUCCAGACCUGCUCCUGGCUGGUGAGAGUGGAGCCAGAGUACAAUGUCUCUAUCACGGUGGAGUACUUCCUCAGCGAGAAGCAAUAUGAUGAGUUUGAAAUCUUUGACGGUCCCUCAGGACAAAGUCCUCUGCUGAAAGCUCUCAGUGGGAAUUACUCGGCCCCCCUGAUUGUCACCAGCUCCAGCAACUCUGUGUACCUGCGCUGGUCAUCUGACCACGCCUAUAACCGGAAGGGUUUUAAGAUUCGGUAUUCAGCCCCCUACUGCAGCCUGCCUAAGGCUCCGCUCCAUGGCUUCAUCCUGGGCCAGACAACCACCCAGCCGGGCGGCUCCAUCCACUUCGGCUGCAACACAGGCUACCGUUUGGUGGGACACAGCAUGGCCAUCUGUACACGGCACCCCCAAGGCUACCACCUAUGGAGUGAGGCCAUUCCUCUCUGUCAAGCUAUAUCCUGUGGUCUCCCUGCUGCCCCCAAAAAUGGAAUUGUGUUUGGCAAGGAGUACACAGUGGGAACUAAGGCUGUGUACAGCUGCAAUGAAGGCUACCACCUCCAGACGGGUGCUGAGGCCACCACAGAGUGUCUGGACACUGGCCUGUGGAGCAACAGCAAUGUCCCCCCACAGUGUGUCCCUGUGACCUGUCCUGAUAUCAGCAGCAUCAGUGUGGAGCAUGGCCGGUGGAGGCUCAUCUUUGAGACCCAGUAUCAGUUCCAGGCCCAGCUGAUGCUCAUCUGUGACCCUGGCUACUACUACACAGGCCAAAGGGUCAUCCGCUGCCAGGCCAACGGUAGAUGGAGCCUGGGGGAGUCUAUGCCCACCUGCCAAAUCAUCUCCUGUGGAGAGCUCCCCACACCCCCGAGUGGACACCGCAUUGGAACAAUGUCUGUCUAUGGGGCAACUGCCAUCUUCUCCUGCAAUUCCGGAUAUACACUGGUAGGCUCCAGGGUGCGGGAGUGCAUGUCCAAUGGACUCUGGAGUGGCUCCGAAGUCCGCUGCCUUGCUGGACACUGUGGGACCCCAGAGCCCAUUGUCAACGGACACAUCAACGGGGAAAACUUCAACUACCGAGGCAGUGUGGUGUACCAGUGCAGGGCUGGCUUCCGCCUGAUCGGCAUGUCUGUGCGCAUCUGCCAACAGGAUCAUCACUGGUCGGGCAAGACCCCUUUCUGUGUGCCAAUUACCUGUGGACACCCAGGCAAUCCAGUCAACGGCCUUACUCAGGGCAGCCAGUUCAACCUCAACGAUGUGGUCAAGUUUGUCUGCAACCCAGGAUACAUGGCCGAGGGGGCAGCUAGGUCCCAGUGCCUGGCCAGUGGGCAGUGGAGUGACACACUGCCCACCUGCAGAAUCAUCAACUGUACUGAUCCUGGGCACCAAGAGAACAGCGUGCGGCAAGUCCACGCCAGUGGCCCCCACAGGUUCAGCUUCGGCACCACCGUGUCCUACCAGUGCAACCACGGCUUCUACCUCCUGGGCGCACCUGCCCUCAGCUGCCAGGGGGACGGCACUUGGGACCGGCCACGCCCACAGUGUCUCUUGGUGUCCUGUGGCCAUCCUGGCUCUCCACCUCACGCCCAAAUGUCUGGAGACAGCUACAUAGUGGGGGCCGUUGUGCGUUACAGCUGCACGGGCAAGCGGACUCUGGUGGGAAAUGCCACCCGCAUGUGUGGACUGGACGGACACUGGACAGGCUCCCUCCCCCACUGCUCAGGAACCAGUACAGGAGUUUGUGGUGACCCAGGGAUCCCAGCCCACGGCAUCCGGCUAGGGGACAGCUUUGCCCCAGGCAGUCUGAUACGCUUUAGUUGUGAAGCUGGCCACAUGCUCCGGGGAUCUUCAGAGCGAGUAUGUCAAGCCAAUGGCUCCUGGAGUGGGUCACAGCCCGAGUGUGGAGUGAUCUCAUGUGGCAACCCCGGAACUCCAAGCAAUGCCCGAGUGGUGUUCAGCGACGGCCUGGUGUUCUCCAGCUCCAUUGUCUAUGAGUGUCGUGAAGGCUACUACUCCACAGGCCUGCUCAGCCGACACUGCUCUGUCAAUGGCACCUGGACAGGCAGUGACCCUGAGUGCACAGUCAUAAACUGUGGUGACCCCGGGAUUCCAGCCAAUGGCAUCCGGCUGGGCAAUGACUUCAGGUACAACAAAACUGUGACAUACCAGUGUGUCCCCGGCUACGUGAUGGAAUCACGCAGAGUGUCUGUGCUGGGCUGCACCAAGGACCGGACCUGGAACGGUACCAAGCCGGUUUGCAAAGCUAUCAUGUGCAAACCUCCCCAGCUCAUCCCGAACGGGAAAGUGGUAGGGUCUGACUUCACUUGGGGCUCUAGCGUGAGUUAUGCCUGCCUGGAGGGGUACCAGCUCUCCCUGCCUGCCGUGCUCACCUGCGAAGGAAAUGGAUCCUGGACCGGAGAGCUACCUCAGUGCUUCCCCGUGUUCUGCGGAGACCCCGGGGUCCCACCUCGAGGGAGGAGAGAGGACCGUGGUUUCUCCUACAGGUCCUCUGUGUCCUUCUCCUGCCACGCUCCCCUGGUGCUGGUGGGCUCCCCGAGGAGGUUUUGCCAGUCAGACGGGACGUGGAGCGGCACACAGCCCAGCUGCAUAGAUCCCACGCUGACCACGUGUGCCGAUCCCGGCAUGCCACAGUUCGGGAUACAGAACAGCUCCCAGGGCUACCAGGUUGGGAGCACGGUGCUAUUCCGUUGUCAGAAAGGUUACCUGCUUCAGGGAUCCACCACCAGGACCUGCCUUCCCAACCUGACCUGGAGUGGGACCCCACCUGACUGUGUCCCCCACCACUGCAAGCAACCAGAGACGCCCACACAUGCCAAUGUUGGAGCCCUGGACCUGCCAUCCGUGGGUUACACACUCAUCUACUCCUGCCAGGAGGGCUUCUCCCUCAGGGGUGGCUCCGAACACCGGACCUGCAAAGCCGACGGCAGCUGGACGGGCAAACCACCCAUCUGCCUGGCAGAGGUCCGGCCCAGCGGGAGACCCAUCAACACUGCCCGGGAGCCUCUGCUCACCCAAGCCUCAGUUCCAGGGGAUGUCUUUGCCAAGAAUUCCUUGUGGAAAGGGGCCUAUGAGUACCAGGGGAAGAAGCAGCCAGCCAUGCUUAGAGUCAUCAGCUUCCAGGUAGCCAACAGCAAGGUCAACGCCACCAUGAUCGACCACAGUGGGGUGGAACUGCACUUGGCAGGAAAUUAUAAAAAGGAAGAUUUCCGCCUCCUGCUUCAGGCUUACCAGGUCACGGGUCCGGCGGAGAGCUUCGUGAACAAGUUCAAAGACGACCACUGGGCAUUAGAUGGCCACGUCUCCUCAGAGUCCUCUGGAGGCACAUUCGUCUACCAAGGGUCCGUCAAGGGCCAAGGCUUCGGGCAGUUCGGCUUUCAAAGACUUGACCUCAAGCUGUUGGAGUCAGAUCCGGAGUCCAUCGGCCGACACUUUGCUUCCAACAGCAGCUCAGUGGCCGCUGCCAUCUUGGUGCCUUUCAUUGCUCUCAUCAUCGCCGGCUUCGUCCUCUAUCUCUACAAGCACAGGAGAAGACCCAAAGUUCCAUUCAAUGGCUAUGCUGGCCACGAGAACACGAACGUGCGGGCCACAUUUGAGAACCCCAUGUAUGACCGCAACAUCCAGACCACAGACAUCAUGAGCAACGAGGCGGAGUUCACAGUCAGCACAGUGUGUACUGCAGUAUAGCCCCCAGGCCUGGCUGCAGCUGCCACCGCCACCGAGAGCCCCGCCGCCAGCAGCCGGUGAGAUUCGGGGGAGCUGGAGGGUGGAAGACGGACUGGCUCUGCAGGGGACAUAGGGACCUGUGUACACACUGCUCCGGCACACAGGGACCCCCACACACCCCCACAGGCAUGGAGGGCUGGCCAGUGGCAUUAGGACCCUCCUCGCAGAUGAGAAAAUUGGAGUUAAGAACGGGAACAUCAGCAAACUUGAACAAGGCCAUAUGUCUAGGAAGAGUGGGUCAGAGUCCACAACUGCAGUAAGGAACUUGGCCCACGAGGGAAUAAAAAGACAUAACCAGAAAAAAAGCCAGGCAGACGUGGCAACCACCUGUAAUUCCGUUGUUGGGGAGGUAGAGAGAGGAGGUGUCAGACUAGCUGAUGUGUGAGAAUCGAUGUCUGGCUUCCACACACAUGCAUGCAUGCAUGAGCACUGCACUUUGUGUUGUCUGUGCAUAUGCAAACGCAUGCACACAGAGAGAGAGAGAGAAACACACACAGAGAGACACACACACAGACACACACACAGAGAGACACACACAGACACACACACAGAUACACAGACACAGACACACACAUACACACAGAAACACACACAUAGACACACACACACAGAUACACACACAAACACACACAGACACACACACAGAUACACACACACAGAGAGAAACACACACAGACACACACACAGAUACACAGACACAGACACACACAUACACACAGAAACACACACAUAGACACACACACAGAGACACACACACAGACACACACACACACACACAGAAACACACAUACACACAGAAACACACACACAGACACACAGACACACACAGAUACACAGACACAGACACACACAUACACACAGAAACACACACAUAGACACACACACAGAUACACACACACACAGAGAAACACACACAGACACACACAGAGAGAAACAUACACACAGAAACACACACACAUAGAAACACACACAGAGACACACAGAGAAACACACAUACAAACACACACACAAACACACACACAAACACACACACACAGAAACACACACACAAACACACACACAAACAUACACACACACAGAAACACACACACACACACACACACACGGGGGUGGGUAAUAAACGCUCUGCCCCUGUGCCCACUUCCUACACGUUCCCAUCCCCAGUUUGAGAAGACUAAAGCCCAAAAGCGAAAGACAGAACCAACUGAUGCCCUUCCGUUCUCUCCUCCUGCUUGGCUUUGCCUCUUUGUCGCCCCCCUCCACUUCCAUUCCCACCCCACCUCACCCCUCCUUCCUCUCUCUCCUCCUCCUACCUGCUCUGGUUGGUCUGUUGGUGCCCAGCUCCCCAGGGGGCAGGAAGGAGCUCCCCUGAGCACAGCGCCCAGUGCCCAUCUUCGUCUGUCCCUCCGCCUACGUCUGCCACUGCUGGGACUCAGGCACCUGCUCGCCCUGCCUCCAUCUGUGCUCGUCACCCUGGAGAGGACUCCACAAUGCCCUGGUGUGGGGCCGUAGAGGAAGAGGGCUGCAGAUGGAGGAAGGCGGAUGGAUUCAAACAGCAGAGUGAAUCGUGGGUGUUCACCUGAACACACAUGGCCUCUCCUUCACUGUAUCCUGCAGAAGAGACCGCAGAGGCUUAAAGAAGGGACGCGUGUGCAUGUGUGGGGGUGUGGGUGUGUAUGUGUGCAGUACAGGUGUGUGUGAAAGAUGCCCUAGACGCUUUUCCCCCCACAAACCCAGAGGAAACGACGAGAGGCAUCAUUACCUCCCAAACUGACACGUCCCCCCUUGGGGACUCGGGGAAUGAGUAAGGACACAUCUCAUGGAAGGUAGUAUGCAGAAGCCACCUGGCUGCAGGGGUAGCCCCAAUUGCACAACAAUAGGAAGGAUUACCUGGAAGAGAAGGGGAGACAUUCUUCAGACGUAAUUUGGUAUCAAUGCAAUUUUUUCAACUAUAAUGGCACUGAGUUUUAAAACCAGUGAAUUAAAAAGUCAUCUGGGGUCCUGAGCAGCUUUGAGAAAGAAGGGUAAUAUAGUGGCAGAGUUGGGGGAUAGAGCAGGAAUCUGCCUCAGGAGCCUAGCAUCACAUCCGGCUGUCAGCUGACCAAGAGAAAAGGCCUCUGCAGACAAGACAGCACACCCUGGAGAGGACAGGAGCAAGCCAGCCCUGGCUCCCAAAAGGUGGCGGCCGCCGCUUACUGACUUAUUCUCCGUGCCUGACUCUUUACAUGUCAUUUCUAGUUCCUUAGAAACGCCACCAAAGCAGGACUUGCUAUUUCCAUUCAGAGGUCAGGGAAGAAGGAAGCACGAGACACCGAGAUCGAGUACACCAGAGAUGCGAAUGCGACCCUGUCUGACUCCGACAUCUACGGCACCUGCUGCCAGAAAACCAGGUCUCCAAUGGGCACCAAAGGCAGGAAGGUAGGGGAGUCUCAACAAGAGGAUGCACAUGUCUAAUCUGGACGCUGCUGUCUGUGCCUGGGCAGCACCAGAUCAAGCACCCAGUGCCCCAGCCUCCUGAAUUGGUGCUCGCCCCUUGGCUUCCAACAGCCCACAACCACAGCGGAGGACCUGGCAGCUCCUUCAUCGAGAGAACUGAGUGAAAGUCACCUUCUCUCCAGCUCCUGGCAAGUGGCUCAGAGUCAUUUAGGCCAGUGUUUCUCAACCUGUGGAUCACGACCCCUUUGUGGGUCACGUGACCCUCUCACAGGGGUCACAUAAGACCAUCCCGCAUACCAGAUAUUCACCUUAUAAUUCAUAACAGUAGCAGAAUUACAGUUAUGAAAAGGCGACAAAUAUAACUUUAUGGCUGGGGGGGGGGCGGUCACCACCAUGUGAGGAACUGUAUUAAAGGGUGGCAGUGUUAGGAAGGUUGAGAACCGCUGAUUUAGACAAUGUCACUGUGUUUAGGUCAUUAAUGAAUUCCUUAUGAGUGUGGUCGGGAAGCCUGCGAGUUUAGAACUCAACAUAAUGACAUUUAGAUUCACUUUUUCCGUGUCCUGCGGAAGUUCCCUGUGAGCAUACACCCCUGCUUCCGUGUGAACGGCAGCCUCCAACACGUGUAGGACGUAUCAAAGUAACAUGUAGAACGUGUGCAGGGAUGAACAGGGAGGGGGGAGCUGGCACAGUUCACAGGAGCAGUUAAAAGAACUCAAUGAGGACGGGCUGAAGCGAGGGGGGGGUCUCCAUUUCCAGCAGGUGCAUUGAAGGCCACAAGGGCAGGCCCACUCCUGUCCACAUACCCUCUGGCCCUCUGGGACUCAGCAUCCCUGUACCCAGUGGGAGAGGACCAGUCUAGACAAACUUGUUCAUGCUCCUUCUGCUCUUGGUGGUGAAUGCAGGAGAUUCUCGGGUUCCUUCCCCGUCCUCCCCAAAGCUAACCCAGUGUGCUCACCCAGCCCUGCCUGGCUCCCUCCUGUGUGUGCUUGGGAGGUCCCAGGAUACACUCAAGGAGCAAAGGCUGGUGGGUCCCCAGCACCUGCUGUGUGUCACUCUCCCUCUGGCCUUGGGCACUUUCUAUUCAUCCCCAGUGGCUCAGAAGGGAACAAGGCAGAUUAAGUCCUUCACCCACCAUCCGUACCCUGUACCUACCACCUCCAUCCCACGAGGGAAAAAAACAGUAAAACAAAAACAAAAAAAAUCUUUUGUACAGAGAUAUAUUUUUAUUAUACAAAGUUUGUACAGUACCAAAAAAAGACAGAAAAAAAAUGGUGUACAUUUUUUUUUCAUUAUUGUAGGUAAAUGGUGUGGGAGCCUUUUUUUUGUAAAUGUAAUAAAAUGUAUAAAUAUGGUUUUCAGAAAGCAUCCCGUGCUGUAAAUAUGUAAUCUACACCCCUUUCUCGGCUUGUCUGCAGUAUAUGCAUUUAAUUUAUCUGUCUCCGUAUAUGAGGCUUCCCCCUGGGGUUCUGCAUUAUGGUACUUUCCGGAAUUUGAAAGCAAUUUUAAAUUUUUUGAAUUCAAAUAAAAUAUAAAUUUUUGCAUU
Rattus norvegicus (Norway rat) is the source of this 15158-nucleotide messenger RNA. NCBI's taxonomy places the organism in Eukaryota, Metazoa, Chordata, Mammalia, Rodentia, Muridae. The record is from RefSeq and is a predicted model, not a curated record.